Pyrenophora tritici-repentis Pt-1C-BFP is the source of this 699-nucleotide messenger RNA. RefSeq lists its product as uncharacterized. NCBI's taxonomy places the organism in Eukaryota, Fungi, Ascomycota, Dothideomycetes, Pleosporales, Pleosporaceae. The record is from RefSeq and is a predicted model, not a curated record.
AUGCAAAAUCCCGAACCAGGCAUGUGCCUACAAUACUUCAGUAGCUUGAUUGGUGGACAACGCACUGAUAGCGAUCAAGUCAACCCUCCAAUAAUCAACACCUUCUACGGAAGGGCUUCAAACUGCUUCAAACACCAUCGCUUCUUCUCCGAACAAGCAGUCGCAUCCUAUACCAUGCAGUUCUCUAUUCUACUCCUUGCGGCAUAUGCCUGCGGCGCUUCAGCACGUCUCAACUGGUCGCUGGCAAAAGCAUCCAACCCCACUGCCGAUCAAGCAGAUGCCUACGCCAGGAUCGAAGCCGCAAUGACAAAGGCCGUAGCACGCUACCACAAAAACUCAAAUGCCAACAAGACCAUCCGUGUCGCAUACGCGCCAGGCGUCCCCACUGCCGAAGCAAACUACAACGGCGAUCUGCGCUUCGGCUCGAAUCGCGCAUAUAUGACGGAAAGAACAGCCAUGCAUGAAAUAUCCCAUACACUAGGAGUGGGACAGACAGCAGCAUUCAACACCAAAUGUGCGGCGGGAGAUUGGAGGACAGCGCUGCCGUUGGUCCGAAGUUUUGAUGGUGCCAAUGCGAAGAUUAGCUGUGGCGGUGGGCACUUCUGGCCGUAUGGUCUGAACUAUGAGACGGAGUGGAGUGAGACCAACGGAGAUAGGCAUGUGAAGAUGGUUCAAGCUAUGCUGAAUGAUGGUAUGUAA